Hylaeus anthracinus is the source of this 5401-nucleotide messenger RNA. RefSeq names its product ATP-binding cassette subfamily C member 4-like. Gene Ontology annotation, biological process: transmembrane transport. The record is from RefSeq and is a predicted model, not a curated record. Gene Ontology annotation, cellular component: membrane. The coding region runs from base 511 to 4698 and encodes 1395 amino acids. NCBI's taxonomy places the organism in Eukaryota, Metazoa, Arthropoda, Insecta, Hymenoptera, Colletidae. The transcript is spliced from 16 exons. Gene Ontology annotation, molecular function: ATP binding; ATP hydrolysis activity; ABC-type transporter activity.
CGUAUUCAGUAGUGGCGCAGGCUUUGCGCCGAACACGCGUGCGUUGCUUGGUUUCUUCGUGAGUGUUUCUCACAAAUCUUCUCUACUACGGCAUGUAACACAUAUACGUGACACAUUCUUUCGUAGGACAUAAAUACAAACAAUAUAGAAACACAAAAAGUGCUGGACUAACGUAAGCUUAUUCGCAUACUCGACACCAGUAAGAAAAAGCUGAAGAGCCCAUCAUACAGGAAAUCACAUUCAGAUGGAACUGUCGUCGAUGAAGAUUCUGUGAUACCUAUCAAGAUUAAUGCGUUGUCUAUGCGUGUUUAAACGUACUUAAGAGAACACUCACGCGGAUAACUUACUUGGAUCAUCAAAUUAUCGUGACAGUCGUUCAACGUUUUCUAAUUUCACGCAAGACAUCGUGAGUGCGCGCAAUUUCCUAGAAUCGAACGGUUUUACUGUGAUCAAAGUGUACUUUUGAGUUCGUACCAUUUAAAAGCGAGUUAAUGCAGCGCGCCGAGAAAGAUGGACUCGAGCAGCGUGAAGUCGAAUCCAAAUCCUCGAGAAAAGGCGAACUUGCUCUCGAUUUUGUUAUGGUGGUGGACGAUAGGCUUGUUCAAGACUGGCUACAAGAAGAUUCUGCAGACGGACGAUUUGUAUGAUCCCUUGAAGACCGAUCGAUCGACCUUGCUCGGGGACAGGCUAGAGAAACGAUGGCUAAUCGAAGUAGAGAAUUCAAGAAAGUCCAAGCGUCGGGCCAGCCUGUUGAGGGCUAUUUUUCGCACCUUUCUCUGGGAGUACACUGUACUCGGACUCAUGCAGAUAUUAAACGAAUUCGUAUUACGAUUAGGGACACCGAUACUGCUGGGUGGGCUCCUGCGCUACUUCAGAAAGAACACGACUGAAACGUACGAGACUGCGCUCAUGUAUGCGGGUGGGAUAUGUCUGGCAACAUUGAUAAACGUAAUUACGUUUAACCAAGCGGUUUUUGGCGCAUUCCACGUUGGCGCGAAAAUUCGAGUUGCCGCUUGUUCCGUUGUUUAUCGUAAGGCAUUGCGUCUUAGUAAGACAGCUUUAGGCGAGACGGCGCCAGGAAAAGUGGUUAAUUUAGUGGCCAAUGAUGUCAACAGAUUCGAUCUUGUUUCCAUCUUCAUUCACCAUAUGUGGUCCGCACCGUUAUCUGCAUUGAUUAUAGCCUACAUUCUCUACACCGAGGCGGGAUACGCUGGCUUAAUCGGCAUUGCCGCGGUGUUCGUUGUCGUGCCGAUUCAAUCGUACGCGGGAAAGUUAUCUUCCAAGUUCAGGCUGCAAACAGCCAUCAAGACCGACGAAAGAGUGCGCCUGAUGGAUGAAAUCAUAUCAGGUGUGCAGGUAAUCAAGAUGUAUGCCUGGGAGAAACCAUUCUGCGUUCUGGUCGAGCUAGCUCGCAAAUUGGAGCUGCAAGUGGUCACCAAGAGUUCAUACAUUAGGGGCAUCUACAUGACGUUCAACCUGUUCACCACAAGGAUGGCACUCUUCUGUACCUUGAUCAGCAUGUUGUUAUUUGGGAACGAGUUAUCAGUUGACACCGUUUUCGUCUUCUCCUCUUACUUUAACAUAUUGGCGCACACUAUGUCUGGAAUGUUCGUGCGCGGUUUCGCGGAGAUAGCCGAAUGCAUGGUGGCCGUGAGAAGACUCCAACACUUCCUGAUGUACGAAGAGUUCCAGAACAAAGGGUUCACCUUGAACAAGUUUGCGGCUAGCCUCAACGGCAGCAUCAACAGCGACAUCAAACAGGCCUCUUACAAAACUUCCAGGCAAGACUUACCCUACAUCGAUGACGAGAUCGAUGGUUACGAGAAUCUCGACGAAUCGUCGGAGAAGAGGAGACACAAUGGGCUAGUUGUUGUCGCUAGCGACUUGCUGAAGAAUACCGCGAAUCUUAUGGAAGAAAAGAAGGAUUCUCCGGUGACGAAUGAGGAACCAUACGCGGUCAAGAUGGUCAAUUUGACGGCCAAAUGGGAGCCAGGCCAGUCGGAGAACACUCUCGAAGAAAUGAAUCUGGCGAUUGAGAAAGGAAAGGUCUACGCGGUGAUUGGAAUGGUAGGGGCGGGGAAGAGUUCUUUCUUGUCCGCGAUCCUUGGAGAAAUAGAACCGACCGAGGGCCACGUGAAAGUAAAUGGAAGUCUGAGCUACGCUGGUCAAGAAGCUUGGGUCUUUGGCUCCACCGUUAGACAAAAUAUACUUUUUGGACAACAAUACGAUCGGCAACGGUAUCAAAGGGUCGUUAAAGCAUGUUCCCUGCUUCGAGAUUUCAAGCAGUUUCCACAGGGUGAUCAGACAGUUGUCGGAGAAAGGGGUAGUUCUCUGUCAGGAGGACAAAAGGCUAGAAUCAAUUUGGCCAGGUCCCUUUAUAGGCAGGCGGACAUUUAUCUAUUGGAUGAUCCUCUGAGCGCCGUGGACACUCAUGUCAGCAAGCACUUGUUCGAGGAAUGUAUACAACGAUACCUAGCUGGAAAGACAAGGAUUUUGGUCACUCAUCAGUUGCAAUACGUGAAAAGCGUCGACUCUAUUAUACUUAUCGAGCAAGGGAAAGCUACAGUAUUUUCCAAUUACCCAGAUUUGUUGAAUCAACGACCAGAGUACUGCCAUCUCCUGGCAUCCGACACCGAAACAAAGGAGGAUUCUUCUUUAGAGAAAAGUUCAAUAAAGAGACAAUUUUCGUCGUCGAGUACCAGGAGUCGAACACCAGAAGCUAGUAGCGGAGGAACGGACGACGAAGACGAGGACGAAGACCCCGAUAAGCUAUACGAUGGCUUAGAAGGAACAUCCCGUGGAGCAGUGAAGGGACCAAUAUUUAUUAAGUACUUUCUAAGCGGAGCCAACAUAUGCCUUGUAAUCACAGUCUUUCUGCUGUACUUAUGCACGCAAUUUUGCGCUAGUCUCAAUGAUUAUUUCGUCCCUAUCUUAGUAAACGCGGAAGAAGCACGACACUAUGUACUUAAGCAAGCGGCCCAAAAUAUUAGCAACGACACAUCAACAGACUUGUCAGAAACUUCGGACAUUUCGUCGAUGUACAAUUAUAUGUACAUUUACACGGGGAUAGUGCUUGGAAUAUUCAUUAUUGGAAUCUCCAGGUCUUUAAUGUUUUACAAAGUGUGCAUGUUGUGCAAUCAAAAGUUGCACGACAUGGCCUUCAAUGCACUCAUCAGAACGGGCAUGAGGUUUUUCGACACCAACCCCAGCGGUAGAAUCCUCAACCGAUUUUCCAAAGAUAUGGGAGCGAUCGAUGAGUUGUUGCCGAAAGCUAUACUGGACGCUACUCAGAUAUGUCUACUGAUGGUUGGAUCCUUAGUGGUGUCCUGCGUCGUCAAUUAUCUGUUCCUAAUUCCCAUAGUGUUUCUGAGUACCGUGUUCUAUUGGAUACGAAAAGUCUUCCUUAAAACCAGCAAGAACAUCAAACGAAUGGAAGGAAUGACUCGAUCUCCUGUGUUCACUCAUUUAAAUGCCACGUUGAAUGGACUGACCACCAUCAGAGCUUAUUGCGCACAGGAUAUACUGAAGAAGGAAUUCGACAAAUUGCAAGACGUCCACACCUCCACUGUUUAUAUGUACGUGGUAACGAGCACUGCCUUUGGAUUUUCGCUGGACAUCUUUUGCUUCGUGUUCACAUCAUUAGUCACCUUCAGUUUUCUUCUACUGCAGCAAUCAUUCUCUGGAGGUGAGGUGGGUUUGGCUAUCACUCAGGUAAUGGCCAUGACCGGUAUGAUUCAAUGGGGUAUGCGACAAAAUGCCGAAGUGGCCAAUCAAAUGAUGUCUGUGGAACGUGUGUUGGAAUACACGCAAAUAGAGCCAGAACCGAAUCUACGCGACAGAGGAAAGUUUGCGAAGAAUACUGAUAAGCAAGCCAUCGCGCUUCCAGCAAACGCGCCGAAGAAUUGGCCCACAGAGGGACUCAUCGUAUUCAAGAACGUUUACUUGCGAUAUGCGGAGGACGAGCCUCCAGUUUUGAAGAACUUAAAUCUUGUCAUUCGCUCGGGUGAAAAAGUCGGUAUCGUGGGUAGAACAGGCGCUGGAAAAUCAUCCUUAAUAUCUGCCUUAUUCAGAUUAGCGAAGGUUGAAGGAUCUAUCGAGAUCGAUGGCAUAGACACUGGGUCCAUUUGUUUAGAAGAUUUGCGGCGUCAUAUAUCAAUCAUUCCACAGGAUCCUGUUUUAUUCUCUGGUACAUUGAGACGCAACUUAGACCCUUUCAAUGAAUUCUCUGAUAAAACUUUAUGGGAAGCUCUCGAAGAGGUUGAGUUGAAAGAUGCCAUCACAACCGGUACAGGAUUAGAAAGUCGAGUUUUGGAUAGAGGCAGUAACUACAGCGUUGGCCAAAGACAGUUAGUCUGCUUGGCAAGAGCCAUCCUGAGAAAUAAUCGUAUACUUAUGCUCGAUGAGGCAACUGCAAACGUGGAUCCACAGACUGAUGCUUUGAUUCAACACACGAUAAGAAAGAAAUUUGCCAAAUGCACUGUACUUACUGUUGCCCAUCGUUUGAACACUAUCAUGGACAGCGAUAAAGUUUUAGUCAUGGAUAAGGGUCGCAUGGCGGAGUACGAUCACCCACAUAUACUCCUCCAGAACAGUUAUAGUCAAUUUACCUCAUUGGUAAUGCAAACUGACCGUGGUAUGUACGAUCAGUUACUUAGGAUAGCAAAACAAUGUUACAUUGCCAAAUACGGAGAACGAUGAUUACCACGCCAAAUAUUUUUUUUCCUGGUACUUAUUUUACCAGAUACUUCUAUUUCUACUUGACUACCGGUACGUAACAUGUGGUGCAAGCGUUUAUACAGAUUUCAGUUGUAUUAAAGUAUUGUCAUAGGUCUCGAGCGCGCUCAAUAUUCGAAGAAUUAUAUUUUUUUAAUCUUCAUACGGGCGAAUCGUUAGAACGAUUAUUCCAGUACUUCCUGUAAAUAUUAAUGGCGCCGUUGAGCGGCACCCAUACUUCCAACGAAUACAUAUAAUAUAUUUUUCUACACCCGUCAUUGCGAGAUUUACAAAUUUUUGAAAUCAUGGAUACGCGUUUUGAUGAAUUUCAGCGAUUUGAACGAUGUAUGCCAGUAACAUGCCAAAUGAAAGUAGUAGAUUUUUAUAAGAUAUUGUAUGAGAAGUUCCAAUUUCAAUAUGUAGGCAUAAAUAAAUAUUGUGAUCCGAAAAAUCAUGAUCUGCAGGACGUAAAAAUAUUCGUCACGAAUUUUAUGAAUGAAUCAGUUGCAACAAAAUGGUCCUUCAUAUUUCAUAGAAUUGUACGAAAGAGUGAAAAUGCGACCGUAACGGUAUUGUAUGCAGAAAUAGAUUUACAUUAUACAGGGUGGUUCCAGAUCACCUUGAAAUAGUUACUAAAUGGUAGGUGGUACAAGAAGACUGUCUUCAGUAUUUUGCUUUUUCUUUUUUU